Messenger RNA from Aspergillus pseudonomiae, 1189 nucleotides. RefSeq names its product glutathione S-transferase family protein. The transcript has 3 exons. Gene Ontology annotation, molecular function: glutathione transferase activity; glutathione binding. Bases 453 to 1100 code for a protein of 215 amino acids. Lineage: Eukaryota; Fungi; Ascomycota; Eurotiomycetes; Eurotiales; Aspergillaceae. The record is from RefSeq and is a predicted model, not a curated record. Gene Ontology annotation, cellular component: cytoplasm.
AGUCCAUCCUGCAGUCGAUUGCCCAUUCCUCUUAUGAAUUCAUGCGUUCUAGAGAGUAUAGAGUUGCAGUUGAAGUGAAGGAAAUGGUGACUAUACCAAGAUCGCAGUACCAAUGGCGUGCUCCACGAACGGAAUCAUUGCAUCCAUUGCAUGACAAAUCCCCCAUAUGACGUGACUAAUCGUUGAUUGCUUUCUUUGUCUGUUAACUUCUGUUUACUUGAUUCCUAAGCUUGCGACUCAAUGAGCUUGAUAAUCGAAUAGAAGGAGCCGGAAUUAAUUCCGGGCAGGAAUCCUGCGGCAGCCCCACUCGAGCAACUGUUAUAGAAGUUAUAUAAAGAGACACCGGCUGGAAACCAUAUUGCUUCCUCAUCUUUGAGUACAACGUAUCCAGUGCAGCUAAGACCCCUUGAAGCUACAAAACUUCUCCCUUCUUCCGAAAUCAAUCAUUCACCAUGGUCCUCAAACUUUACGGAUUCCCGGCCUCCACCUGUACUAACCGAGUACGCAUCGUCCUCGCAGAAAAGGGUCUCGAGGCCGAGUUCCACCCUAUCGACUUGAGCAAGGGCGAACAGAAAGCAGAGUCCUACGUGAAUGACCUGCACCCAUUCGGCAAAGUCCCCGUUCUACAAGACACCGAGACGGGUGUUCAGAUUUUCGAAAGCAGAGCGAUUACUCAGUACCUCUCCAGCAAGUACUCCAGUCAAGGAACCACACUUUCCCCUCCCGAGUCCGAUCUGAAGGCCUGGGCUCUGUACCAGCAGGCCCUCUCCAUUGAACAAGCUUACUUUGACCCGCUCGUCUCUCAGAUCGCUUUCGAGAAAGUUUUCAAACCCCGCAAGGGUCUUGGCCCGACCGACGAGGCUCGCGUCCAGGUUCUCUUUUCGCAGCUCACGCCUACCCUCGAGGGCUAUGAGCGAGUUCUUUCCAAGCACAAGUACCUUGCAGGUGACCAGGUAACCCUUGCAGAUCUGGCGCAUUUGCCGUAUGGUGUAUUUGUGGAGCAGUUCGGGUUUGCCGAUCUUCUUCCGAAGUAUCCUCAUGUUCAAAAGUGGUGGGGGGAACUGAAGGCGAGGGAAAGCUGGAAGAAGAUUACUGCUUAGAUUUAUGCAGCUGUGGCCAAGGGACUGAAUUGAGAUUCCGCCUGAGAUCAGUGAUUGUCAAUUUUCGGAGCGAUGCACAGAAAAUAGCU